Messenger RNA from Aspergillus terreus NIH2624, 1011 nucleotides. RefSeq lists its product as uncharacterized. Gene Ontology annotation, molecular function: NAD+ binding; oxidoreductase activity, acting on the CH-OH group of donors, NAD or NADP as acceptor. Gene Ontology annotation, biological process: fatty acid metabolic process. The transcript has a single exon. Lineage: Eukaryota; Fungi; Ascomycota; Eurotiomycetes; Eurotiales; Aspergillaceae. The record is from RefSeq and is a predicted model, not a curated record. Bases 1 to 1011 code for a protein of 336 amino acids.
AUGUCAGUAUCUGGCCCGCAACGAAUUACUUUGAUUGGACUGGGGACUAUCGGGAUGUCGAUGGCUGGUCUGCACCUCUCACGGGUAAACACCAUAGUCGACGUCUUCGAUACAAGACCAAACUUUGAAGAUUACCUCUUUAAAACCCUACCGAACUUCCUGCCAAAAAGUUCACCAUCCUCCGAAGAUGCCAGCUUCGAAUCGACGCAAUCAACGUCUGUACCUUCUCUGAUCUCUUCCGGGCGCUUGCACAUUCACAAGUCCCUGGAAACCGCCUGCGCAUCCGCAACCAUUGUCCAGGAGCAAGGCCCGGAGAACCUGGCCUUCAAGCAGGAGAUUUGGGCGCAGGUCGAAUCUUUCGCACCACCUACGGCGCAUUUCUGGACCAGUACGUCCGGAAUCGCGGCGUCCGCUCAGCAAAGCACCAUGCAAGACAAGACUCGUCUACUGGUAGUGCAUCCGUUCAACCCCCCACACAUCAUGCCUCUUCUGGAGAUCGUUCCCUCCCCCACUACGGCACCCGAGCGCGUGGAUUUUGCGCGGGGGUACUUUUCUCAGCCCGGGUCCAGACACCGCCCCGUGGUCAUCCGGAAGGAGAUCCCCGGGUUUGUGGGGAAUAGACUCGCCUUUGCACUGCUCCGUGAGGCAUGCUACUUGGUUCAAGAAGAUGUGGUGACUGCGAAAGACCUCGAUACCAUUCUGAUGGCUAGCCUAGGCCCCCGGUGGGCGGGAAAUGGAGUGUUUGAGAGCUACCAGCAAGGCGGCGGAGAGGGUGGCAUUGAAGCCUUUCUGCACAAGUUGGGAGGGACGAUGCAGGAGGUCUGGGAUGGGUUGGGGCAGGUGAAUGUCCUGGGUGAGGAGGGUACGGCAUGGAAGAGCAAGGUGAUUGCUCAGACAAAUGAGGCUUACGGGGAGUUUUCUCCGGGUCAGAUGCGCGAGAAGGAGGAGAGGCUCAGGGACUUCGUCCAUGUACAGACCAAGAAAUACGGACAUGGCGAACCGGAAGUAUAG